Messenger RNA from Stegostoma tigrinum, 5093 nucleotides. Its product is annotated as SPRY domain-containing protein 3-like. The transcript is spliced from 11 exons. Lineage: Eukaryota; Metazoa; Chordata; Chondrichthyes; Orectolobiformes; Stegostomatidae. Gene Ontology annotation, molecular function: protein binding. Bases 83 to 1363 code for a protein of 426 amino acids. The record is from RefSeq and is a predicted model, not a curated record.
CUCGGGACCGCGCCCAGAAGGAACGUGCGCGGCAACGGGAGCGACGAAUCCUCGGGAAAAAAAAAUCAAGGAAUAAGGAGAUAUGGAUGAUUUUAAUCGACAGGUGAGGGAGUUACUGAGCUGGAAGAAGAUGGAGCAUGGUCCUACGGCAACUCCACUGUUGCAUGACCGAUUUGAGAGGAUACAAGUUCACGGUGAUGUUUUAAGAUACCAGGGGAACUCUGGUGAUGUUGGCUGCUUCGUGGCUUCUCAACCACUGCCCAAGCACAACAAUUACUUUGAGGUUGUUAUCACAGACAGUGGUGUGCGAGGUUCCAUCGCAGUGGGAGUUGUUCUCUAUGAUCAUAACCUGACCGAGCAGCCUGGCUGUGCCUCAUGUUCUGCUGGUUACCAUGCUGAUGAUGGAAAGUUGUACAUUGGACAUGGAGUCACACAGCAAGUCUCUGACAAAUGUCACACUGGGGACAGGAUUGGCUGUGGAUCGAGAGAGGACACAGAUGGACAGCAAAACCAAGAGAGUGCCAGCCUUUUCUUCACCAGAAAUGGAAAAGAGGUUGGCAGUGCGAUCGUUCCAGUGCCACUAGAGAGCCUGUACCCUGCUGUUGGGAUGCACUCAAUUGGAGAGGAAGUGCAGCUGGACCUGUUGGCAGAGUGGGCUUCAAACGAGGAAGACAACUUAAUGAUGGUGGAUAACCACGAAGAUGACUGGGCUCGGUUACAUGACAUGAAGCUCUCGGGUUCAGUGCUCGAGUAUGCAGGGAAAGGGAAAAGCAUUAUGGAUGUGGGACUCGCACAGGCCAAGCUGCCCCUGAGCACCAGGAGCCACUACUUUGAGGUGGAGAUUGUGAACCCGGGUGCGAAGUGCUACAUUGCCGUGGGCGUAGCAAGAAAGGAUUAUCCCAAGCAGAGGCACCCAGGAUGGAGCAAGGGCUCGGUGGCAUACCAUGCAGAUGAUGGGAAGAUUUUCUAUGGGAAUGGAGUGGGACACCCAUUCGGUCCACGCUGUCACAAGGGAGAUAUCAUGGGCUGUGGAAUCAUGUUCCCACGGGAUUUCCACCUGGACAGUGAAGGAGAGUGUGGCACUUAUGGGAAAGAGGAUCUCCAGCAAAGCAAGGACACAGGAAGGCAGCCCACACGGGCCAUCUUACACUGCACAGACUCUGAGGAUGACGAUGACGAUGACGCAGAGGGAUGUCGAGACAGCCAUCACCGGGCGCAGAAAGCUGUGGUGUUUUUCUCCCGGAAUGGAAAGAUAAUUGGGAAGAAGGAGAGUCGGAUCCCGCCUGGGGGUUUCUAUCCUACCAUCGGGAUGCUGAGCUCGGAGGAGAAAGUGAAAGUCGAAUUUCAGCCGCUCAGUGGCUGAGGUGAGCCUCAAGGACAGGAGCCCAGACCCAAAGGAUGAGAAUAUAUCCUGAAACUGAAACUUCAAACCUUGCUCCCGCGCGACUGUGUUGUAAUGCUUGGGCUUUGCGUUAAGACAACACCAUUUCAUCCCAUUCUCCUUGUACAGUCAGUGUGAUGUUAAUGGCCAGCACAUUGCCCUCAGUAAUGUGGGAAACUAUGGGAUGGAUUUUGCCAAGGCGUUCAGGAUCUCAAAGUUAGCCUCAAAUCUGAUUGGAUACCUGGAAGGACAUAUGACAACAUGCCACUUGCCAGCUUCCCAGAAGCAGCCAAUCAAGAUGCUGUCUCAAGGCCCAAUGCAGAACAUGGGAGGUCCAAUUUAAGUUUAUAAGACCAUGAGGAAUAGGAACAGGAGGCCACUCAGCCCCUCGAGCCUUCUCCACCAUUCCAUAGGAUCAUGGCCAACCCAACAUUCCUCAUGCCCGUUUUGCUGCCCUUUCCUUGAAACCUUGGAUUGCGAGACUGAUCAAUAAUCUAUCUCAGCCUUAAAUAGACACGAGGGCUUUGCGCCCCCCCCAUUAGAUCUCUGUGGCAGGAGUUUCAAAGAUUCACAACCCUCUGAGAGAGGAAACUCCUCCCCAUCUCGGUCUUAAAUUAGUGCCCCUUUAUUCUGAGACUGUGCUCAGGUGGGGUUUUCCUGAGAAUCAACAUCAUUAGACUCUUAAUUCCAGAUUUUUAUUGAGCUGAAAUUCCACCAUCUGCCAUGGCAGGAUUCAAACCCACAUCACCAGCCACAAAUUCCCCUCUGCUCCCUUGUCUGCCUUCUGCAGGGACUAUUCUCUCCGGGACACCCUGGACCACUCUUCCUUCGCUCCCAAACACCCAACUGCCCCACAGCACAUUCUAUAACCAGCGAAGGUGCAACACCUGCCCAUUUACCUCCUCCCUCCCCAGUAUCCAAGGGCCCAGACAUACCUUCCAGGUGAAGCAGCACUUCACCUGCACUUCCCACAAUCUAGUCUACUGCAUUCGCUGCUCACAACAUUUAAGUUCUGCUCACAAAAAAGACCCUCAGCUACCCGUUGCCUGCCACUUUGAUGCACCACCCUGCUCCCUGGCCAACACCUCUGUCUCUGGCUUGCUGCAGUGUUCCUGCAAAGCCCAACACAAGCUGAAAACCCAAAGGUUGCAGGAACAGCAACUCAUAUUCCGCUUGGGAAUCCUGCAGCCCAAUGGUAUCAAUGUGGAUUUCACCAGCUUCAAAAUCUCCCCUUCCCCCACUGCAUCCCAAAGCCAGCCCAGCUCGUCCCCACCUCCCUAACCUGUUCUUCCUCUCACCUAUCCCCUCCUCCAACCUCAAGCCGCACCUCCAUCUCCUACCGACUGACCUCAUCCCGCCUCCUUGAACUGUCCCGUCCUCUGCGGACUGACCUAUCCCCUCCCUAGCUCCCCACCUAUACUCUCCUCUCCACCUAUCUUCUCUUCUCUCCAUCUUCGGUCCGCCUCCCCCUCUCUCCCUAUUUAUUCCAGAACCCUCGCCCCAUCCCCCUCUCUGAUGAAGGGUCUAGGCCUGAAACGUCAGCUUUUGUGCUCCUGAGAUGCUGCUUGGCCUGCUGUGUUCAUCCAGCUCCACACUUUGUUAUCUUGUUACCCCACAGCCUCCCACUACACUCCCCUGUUGUUAGUCACUGACAGUCCCCAUUAACAACUAUUCACCCUCCCAGCCUGAUCGUUAGCAACUCCUCUGUCUGUCCAACUGUGUUUCUCUCUCAUCAGGCUCUAUACUUUAUCCUACCAUUUACUCCCUUACUCAUUUGACUCCCUAUUUUUUACAUACAAGCCAGCUACCAUCAGUUCUGAGGAAGAGUCACUGAACCCAAAAAGUUAACUCUGUUUUUUCCUUCACAGAUGUUGCCAGACCUGCUGAGCUUUUCCAGCAACUUCUGUUUUUGUCCCCAGGACAUUACUGGUGUCUUUAGAUUAACAGUCCAGUGAUAAUACCACAAGAACAUUGCCUCCCUCUAAAGGAGUAACAAGGUGUGGGGCUGGAUGAACACAGCAGGCCAAGCAGCAUCUGACGAGCAGGAAGGCUGAUGUUUCGGGUCUGGACCCAGGCCUGUUUAAUCUUUGAUCAUGAGACAAUCCCUCGACACCAGGGAUCAUCCGAGUGAACUUUCCCUCGACUGACAUCAAUAAAAUGAUAUCUUUCCUUAAGUAAUGGGACCAAAACUGCUCACAGUGUUCCUGAUGUGGUCUGCCCUGCACCUUGUCCAGCUGGCUGUAAGACAUCCUUACUCUUAUAUUCCAACCCACCUGGAAUAAGGGGUCAACGUUCAAUGAGCCUUCCUGAUUACCUGCUGCCUCUCUGUGCCAGCUUUCUUUUGUGCACAUGUCCCCCUGAGUCCCUCUGUGUUACAGCUUUCUGCAGUUUUUCUCCAUUUCAAUGAUACCCUUUCUUUUGCUCUCCUUUCCAGAGUGAACAACUUCACAUAUUCCUACAUUGCACUCCAUUUGCCAACUCUUCGCCCACUUACUUAACCUAUCAAUAUCUCUCUGUAAACUGUUUCUAUCCCUUUCACAACUUGACUUUCCUGUUUUUGUGUCAUCUGCAAAUUUGGCUGCAGAACAUUCACUUCCUUCCUCCAAGUCAAUAAUACAUAUUGCAAACAGUUGCAUUCCCAGCACUGAUCCCUGUGGAACCCCAUUGGUCACAGGUCACUAACCUGAAGAGGAACCCCUUGUCCCUAUUCGCUAAUUCUCUGUCCAUGCCAAUAUACAACCUCCAACACCCCUGGGCUUAUUCAAUACCAUUUCACUUGGUGAUUAUACUUUUCUUGAGUUCUUCCCUUCCUUCUGUUCCCCAAUUGCCAGCUUUCUCUGUGAUAGGAAUUGGAUCCUCUACAGUGAAGACUGAUGUAAAAUAACUUCAUUAGUUCAUUAAGGGCAGGCCAUGGUCUAGUGGUGUUAUCAUUUUGCUAUUAAUCCAGAGACCCAGUUAAAGUUCUGGGGACUCGGGUUGAAAUCCCACCGCAGCGGAUGGUGGAAUACGAAUCUAAUAAAUGGAAGUAAGAAUCUAAUGACAGCCAUGAAUCUGUUGUUGACUGUCGGGGGUAAAACCCACCUGGUUCACUAAUAUCCUCUAGGGAAGGAAACUGCCAUCCUUAUCUGGUCUGGCCUACAUGUGACUCCAGACCCACAGCAAUGUGGCUGACUCUGAUACUGUAUUCUGGGUAAUUAGGAAUGGGCAAGAAAUGCUGCCUGAUCAGUGAUGCCCUCAUCCCAUGAAUGAACAAAAUAAAAAUCAUCUGCCAUCUCUGUAUUUUCUAUGAUUAACUCCCCAGGCGGACUUUCUCCAGGGCUAGUACUCAAUUUGUUAAUCCUUUUCUCUUUUUAAAUAUCCUUUGAAAUUCUUACUCUCUGUUUUUACAUUUCUCUCAUCCUUUAUUAAUCCUUAUUAAUCCCUCUUUAUUAAUCUUUUAGUCACUUCUUGCUUUUAUUUACUAUUGAUUAACCUGCUAACUUACAUUGUGCAUUUAUUGGCAUUCUCUUGAAGUUUGAUGUUGUCUUUCGCAUUUUUAGUGAGCCGCAGUCAGUGGGACUUUCCCCUGGAAUGUUUCUUUCUCAAUGGAAUGUUAUGACUGUGUUGGAGGAAUGCGUUGAGAAUCCAGUUCUAAUUCUCUGCCACUUAUACCUUUUAUGUAAAUGUUUCAACUCGUUAUCAAAACAACCAGUUUCUUCCCCUUUGUCCUGCU